AUGACCUUGAGAGAUUCUGCAGAUUCCAGAGUCAGUGGUGCAUGUGUCCAAACCAGGACAGGAAGGAAGUGGUCGGCAUCAACAUCUGUAGACCAGGCUGAAAGCAAAGGCAGUGGAAUUUGGGAAGCAAGGAGCGUGGAUGAAAUGGGACUUACCCGACUGGAAAUUAUCAUGGUCGGAACUGUGGAAAAAAGACCAGGGGAAACAGCAGAGGCGAAGAAACCAGUUAUUCCAUCAUUACUGGACAGAGGAAGGGACUGGGAGUUGAAAGUGGACAUGGAUGGGAGACUUGUGUUCCUAGGUAUUGUGGAAAAAACACUUCUACCAGACAUGGCUCUCACGGCGACCCAGUCCAAGAUUCUUAUCCUAGUGGAACUCACUGUACCGUGGGAGGAGAAUUGUGAAGAGGCACAUGAGAGGAAGAACCUAAAAUACGCUGACCUGACAUCAGACUGUAGAGAAAAGGGCUGGAAGGUAUGGAUGAUUGCAGUUGAGGUCGGUUGCAGUGGAUUCAAGCACAGUCGGUGA
Pecten maximus is the source of this 528-nucleotide messenger RNA. RefSeq lists its product as uncharacterized. Lineage: Eukaryota; Metazoa; Mollusca; Bivalvia; Pectinida; Pectinidae. The coding region runs from base 1 to 528 and encodes 175 amino acids. The transcript has 2 exons. The record is from RefSeq and is a predicted model, not a curated record.